AUGCCCGAUUCUACGAACAACCAAGGCUCAGCCCCACCCGGCCUUUCCUCUAGGCCUCUCCCCUCCUCCUUUGACGAUAACGCUGACUUUUACAACGAAAAUGGCUUCCAAAAGGUGUCCCGCCGUCUCCGCGAGGAGCCCUUGAUCCCCAUCGGUUGUAUCGCCACCGUCGCGGCCUUCACGGGCGCCUACCGUGCCAUGCGCCGCGGUGACCACCAGCAGGUUCAGCGCAUGUUCCGCGCCCGUGUUGCCGCCCAGGCCUUUACCGUCGUCGCGAUGGUCGCCGGCAGCUGGUACUACGCUGCCGAUCGCCAAAAGCAGAAGGAGCUGUGGAAGCUGAAGGAACAGCAGGACGCCGAAGAGAAGCGUCAGAAGUGGAUUAGGGAGCUUGAGGUGCGCGAUGCCGAGGACAAGGCCCUGCAGGAGAGACUCGAGAAGAGGAGGAAGAAGAAGGCAGAGCGCGACUCGGCUGCUGGCGCUCCCGAUGGCGUCGCCGCUCAAGCCCAGGCCGCCUAUGCUGGUGCCAAGGACAAGGCCAGCAAUCUAGCCGGAAACGUAGCGCCCGAGGAUCCCACCAAGUCCCACGCCGCAGGUGUCCGCGAGGCACUACCUACUUGGCUUGGGGGCUCCAAGGGAGCCGAUGGGUCGUCGCGGGAUAAGAAUUAG
Messenger RNA from Sordaria macrospora k-hell, 666 nucleotides. RefSeq lists its product as uncharacterized. Gene Ontology annotation, cellular component: mitochondrion. Gene Ontology annotation, biological process: mitochondrial respirasome assembly. NCBI's taxonomy places the organism in Eukaryota, Fungi, Ascomycota, Sordariomycetes, Sordariales, Sordariaceae. The record is from RefSeq and is a predicted model, not a curated record.